This is a messenger RNA of Condylostylus longicornis, 2686 nucleotides long. Its product is annotated as fez family zinc finger protein erm. Gene Ontology annotation, biological process: regulation of transcription by RNA polymerase II. The record is from RefSeq and is a predicted model, not a curated record. Gene Ontology annotation, cellular component: nucleus. Lineage: Eukaryota; Metazoa; Arthropoda; Insecta; Diptera; Dolichopodidae. Gene Ontology annotation, molecular function: DNA-binding transcription factor activity, RNA polymerase II-specific; RNA polymerase II cis-regulatory region sequence-specific DNA binding. The transcript has 6 exons. The coding region runs from base 174 to 2453 and encodes 759 amino acids.
ACAAUUUAGUGAAAUUUCUAUUUAUUAAUUCUAUAUAUAUAUUAUACAGUCAUAUAUAAAAUAAAUUGUAUAUAUUUUAAGAUUUAAAAAAAUUUGCAACAAAAAAAAUUUAAUAUAAUUUAAUUAAUAUAAUAUUGAAAUAAAGUUUUUAAUUAUAUAUAUUUAAAGGUGCAAUGAAAAAUACGCUUACCGAUUUUGAAGAUUCACAAAAUUCUUUUAAAGAUCAAAACCUUAGACGAUGUGAAAUAUCUGGAGAAGAAGAUGACGAUGAUCUUAACGAUGAUAUUCCAACCGUUAUUGAUGUUGAAAAAUGUGAAGAUGAUAAACCAAUAUCACUUAGUAAAAAUAAUGUUAAUAUUAAUGAACAAAAUAAAAUGUCAACAACCCCACCACAAAUUACAACUGCUACAACAGCAUCUUCAUCUGUUGAAGCCCAUAGGGAUAGGCCACUUAAAUUUUCAAUUGCAAAAAUUAUGGAACCAGAUAUUAGAAAUGAUAAUGAAUCAAAUUCUGAUGAUAAUAAUUCUUCCUAUAAUAAUGAUUGUGAUGAUUCAGAUUAUCGAAUAACUGAUUCAGCAUUUAAAAAAUAUAUUCCUUCAUCAUAUAGUAAUCAUUUGAAUAAUACAACAAGACAUCAAUAUUUAUUAUCAAAUUAUCCACUUCUAUAUUAUCCUGGACAAUUAGUAUGUGCAGCAGCGGAAUUUACAACAUCUAUAACAUCAUUACAACAUAAUACAAAUAAUAGUAGCAGUAAUAAUAAUUGUAAUACUUCAAAUGAUAGUAUAAAUAAUUCAACAUUAACAUCAUUAUCACCAUCAUCACAAGCAGCAGCAGCUGCUGCUGUAUCAGCAAUUGAGCAUCAAUCAAAUUUUAUUAAAUCAAUACAUUUGGCCCCAUUUAAUCCGUCUUUAAAUCAAAAUCAUAGAGAUAAACGAAUUUUAAAUAUUUACUUAAAUAAGUCAGCAUUUAAUUAUUCGGCGGCUGCUGCUGUAGCGGCAGCUGCUAAUUCAACUUCUUCAACAGCAUCAAUAUUAAAAAGAAAAUCAACGGCAUCUUCAUUAGCUGGUAAUGUCGGUAAUAAUGUAACACCAUCAACAACAUCUUUAUCGGUGAUAGAAAAUAAAUGUGAUUCUAGUCUAGGCGAUUUAAAAACAUCGUCAUCAUCUUGUAGUAACAAUAAUAAUAAUAACAAUAAUAAUAAUAAUAAUAAACAGAAAAGUUUUUCAUGUCUUCAAUGUGGUAAGGUAUUUAAUGCCCAUUAUAAUUUAACACGACAUAUGCCAGUUCAUACUGGUGCUAGACCAUUUGUAUGUAAAAUAUGUGGUAAAGGUUUUCGGCAAGCUUCAACAUUAUGUCGACAUAAAAUUAUUCAUACAACAGAAAAACCUCAUAAGUGCUACACUUGUGGAAAGGCAUUUAAUAGAUCUUCAACAUUGAAUACACAUUCUCGAAUACAUGCUGGUUAUAAGCCAUUCGUUUGUGAAUAUUGUGGUAAAGGUUUUCAUCAAAAAGGAAACUAUAAAAAUCAUCAAUUAACACAUAGUGGAGAGAAAGCAUAUAAGUGUGAAAUAUGUUUUCAUCAAGUAUAUAAUUUAACUUUUCAUAUGUACACUCAUAACGAUACAAAACCAUUUACGUGUAAAAUUUGUAAAAAAGGUUUCUGCCGGAAUUUCGAUUUAAAAAAACAUAUUCGAAAACUACAUGAAGGUGGGGAUAACUCUUUAAAUUCAACAAAUAAUACGAAUUCAACGAAAAAUUUAAAAAAAAAUAAUAAUAAUAAUAAUUCUAAUGAAAUUAUAGAAAAAUCAUCAGCAUUUUUAAAAAAUAAUACAUCAUCAUCACCAUUAUCAUCAUCAUCGUCAUCAUCGAUAUCAUCAGUAUCAUCAAUUAAUUUGACAACAUCAUCUUCAACUGGUGUUAAUAGUAUUGGUAAUAAUAAAAAUAAAAAAAAUAUUAAUUCUAAUAAAUAUAAUAAUAAUAAUAAUGAUGAAAAUUUUCUAACAAAAAUAUCAGCAACAACUUUACAACAACAACAACAACAAGAACAGCAACAACAACAAGUAGUAACGAUACCAGAUAAAAAUGGUUGGCAUCAUGCGCAUAUUCCAGAUUCUUCUACUUCUUCUUCAUCAAAUACAAAUACAAUAAUACCAGUUGUAACAACAAAUUCUUUAUCAACAUUAUCACAAAUAACACCACCACUAUCAUCAUUAUCACAAAUACAAACAACAGCAGCAGCGGCGGCAGCAGCAUUACAACCAAUCAGAAAUGGUUUUAAUGGUAAUACAAUAACAUCAUCAUCAACAUCAUCAUCAGCAUUUCAUCAUCAUUUAACACAAAAUCUUCAUCAUCACCAUCAUCAUCAUCAUCAUCAUAAUAGUCAUCAUCAUCAUAAUCAUCAUCAUCAUCAUCAAUCUAUACAAAACACGCCCAUAAUAGCAAGAAUUUUUUGACAAAAAUUUUUUUAUAAAGAAUCAGCCGCUGCUGCUGCGGCCGCAGCCGCCGCUGCCGCAGCUGCAGCUGUAGUUUAUAAUAGUCAUAAUAAUAUUAUUAGUCACAAUAAUAAUAACAAUAAUAAUAGCAACAGUAUAAGUAACAAUAGUAAUUGUAGUAGUGAAAAUGAUUGUAAUUUAAAAUUUCAUGUUUCUGACUAAUUUAAGUGAAAAAGGACUUUUAUAUGAUUUUG